Ostreobium quekettii is the source of this 1149-nucleotide messenger RNA. Lineage: Eukaryota; Viridiplantae; Chlorophyta; Ulvophyceae; Bryopsidales; Ostreobiaceae. The record is from the annotation of a GenBank genome assembly.
AUGAGCGAGGAGAUCGACAAGCACGUGCUGCGGAAGUAUGAGAUACAGCAGAAGCUGGGCAAGGGGGCCUACGGCAUCGUGUGGAGGGCGGUAGACCGCCGCACGCGGGCGACGGUCGCCCUGAAGAAGAUCUUCGACGCAUUUCAGAAUGCGACGGAUGCCCAGAGGACGUUCCGGGAGAUCAUGUUCCUGCAGGAGGUCUCCAACCACGAGAACAUUAUCAGACUGCUGAACGUAUUGAAGGCGGACAACGACCGCGACAUAUACCUGGUGUUUGACUACAUGGAGACGGACCUGCACUCGGUCAUCCGGGCCAACAUCCUGGAGGAGGUGCAUAAGAAGUACAUUAUGUACCAGCUGUUCAAGUCCCUGAAGUACCUGCACUCAGGAGAACUGCUGCACAGGGACAUAAAGCCCAGUAACCUGCUGCUCAACAGCGAGUGCCAGCUGAAGCUUGCAGACUUUGGUCUGGCCCGCUCGCUCUCCAGCCUGCUGUCCGAUGAUGGAAGUGUUGCGGUGCUCACGGACUACGUGGCUACACGAUGGUACAGAGCUCCUGAGAUCCUUCUGGGCUCAGCGCGAUACACCUAUGGAGUGGACAUGUGGUCGAGCGGUUGCAUCCUUGGUGAGCUCCUUGGAGGCAAGCCCAUUUUCCCUGGUACCUCCACAAUGAAUCAAUUGGAGCGCAUUACGGAGAUCACGGGUCCCCCAACUCGUGCAGAUCUGGAUGCCACACAGUCAUCAUUUUCAGCAACGAUGAUCGAAGGGUGCCGGUUUGCGCCACAGCGUGACUUGCGUGAGAUGUUCCCAAGUGCUUCUCGCGAAGCUGCUGAUCUCCUUCGCAAGCUCCUGCAGUUCAAUCCAAACAAGAGGAUAUCUGCUGAGGACGCUCUGAGGCACCCCUAUGUGGCUCAAUUCCACAAUCCCUCCGAUGAGCCGACUGCCAUGAGGUUGAUCACCAUUCCGAUCAACGACAAUACCAAGUACACCAUCUCUGAGUACCGUGACACGUUGUACUCCGAAAUCGUUCGCCGGAAGAAGGAGAUGAGGCGAAAAAUGAAAGAAAAGGAGGCGUCAAGGGCCAGGCACAGCCGCAGUAGGUACAGGUCGGGAACGACCCAGUCGCAUUCAGGGACCUCAGGGAGGUAA